Messenger RNA from Brassica rapa (field mustard), 2880 nucleotides. RefSeq names its product cytochrome P450 78A6. The record is from RefSeq and is a predicted model, not a curated record. Lineage: Eukaryota; Viridiplantae; Streptophyta; Magnoliopsida; Brassicales; Brassicaceae. Gene Ontology annotation, molecular function: iron ion binding; oxidoreductase activity, acting on paired donors, with incorporation or reduction of molecular oxygen; heme binding.
GUCGUACAUUCGCCACUUGUAAUUAACAAGAAUCAUCGGAAAAUGGCAUCUUUGAAAAUAAUAUUGAUAAUGGCAAUUCUUUUCAAAUUACUCUUUUAAAGUUUUUAUCACCAAAAUAGUCUUAAAAAUGAUCAAAAUUGUUUUUUUUAAUUAAUUUUAAAAUUUAUUUUUUAUUUUAAAAAUUUGAAACUUCACUCUCAAAACUUCAUCCUUUAGCUUAGCUGUAAACCUAAAUAUAAAUUAAUUAACCAUAUGGUAGAAAUGUAUAUUUAUCUUUUAAUAAACUUUUUUGUCAUUUUCUUCUUUGAAAGCUAUUUUUGUGAAAAUAAACUAAAAAGAGUAUAUUAGAGAAUUUCUCUAUUGUGGUAAUUACGUAUACAUAUUAUUUAUAUUUUUUUAAAAAAUAUUUCUUGUAUUGUUAUUUAAGCAUAUAUUGUCUUUUGUUAGUUAAGCACUACGGUAAGAUAUGCAAGUUACUUUAUUAAGAUGCAUAUAUACUCACUUUUAUUACAUAUAUAUGUUUCUAAAACAUAGUAUUAUAUAUACAAAAUGUCUACGUAUGCAUUCCAUUAGAAAAAAAUAAUGAUGAUAAGUAGAAUAUUAAUCAAUUUUAAAACUAGUUACAAUCUUUUUAAAAAAUAAUAGACAACUUUUUACAAAUGAAACCAAUGGGACAGGUGUAGGAAUAGUCUUCAAUAUGUGUAUAGAUUAGAAAAUCUAUUGAGGAUAUAGUCAUUUGAGUGUAAUAAACAUAACAUGACAUAUGCAUAUAGAUGACCACAAGUGCAUAUUGGCUUAUUAGCAUAUACCCGUUUGAGCACCUACUGACCUACAUAUAACUUUGAACUAAUAAAUAUUUAAAUGUAUAUGAAAAACCUUUCAAAUGAUAAAUGAUUAAAUGUUAAACCAAACUAUGAUCUGGCAUUGGCUAAUAGCUUCACACUUUGUGCGCACGUCUAUUUAAAGCUUCACAAAGACCCGAACUUACAUCACAACCUGAAAACGAAAAAAUAUCACAAGAAAAGAAAAAAAUAUAACCAUCUAUUCAGAAUGUUUUCUCUGGGUAUGAGAACCGAAAUAGAAAAUCUGUGGGUUUUUGCUCUUGCAUCAAAAUGCAAUAUUUUCAUCCAAGAACAUUUUAUUUCUCUUCUCAUCGCCGUAGCCAUCACUUGGUUUACCUUAACCAUCGUAUUUUGGUCUACACCUGGUGGACCGGCUUGGGGAAGAUACUUUUUCACUCGCCGGUUUACUUCCGGCUGUAACCAAAAAAACAAGAAUAUCAUUCCCGGUCCGAGAGGGUUUCCACUCGUGGGAAGCAUGAGCCUAAGGUCAAGCCGCGUUGCCCAUCAGCGCAUAGCAGCAGUGGCUGCGAUGAGAAACGCCAAGCGGCUCAUGGCGUUUAGCCUCGGUGAUACUAAGGUGGUGGUGACGUGUCAUCCUGACGUGGCAAAGGAGAUACUGAACAGCUCGGUGUUUGCAGACCGACCUGUUGACGAAACCGCUUAUGGUUUGAUGUUUAACCGAGCCAUGGGAUUCGCUCCAAAUGGUGCUUACUGGCGUACGCUACGUCGGUUAGGUUCGAACCAUCUUUUCAACCCAAAGCAAAUCAAACGCUCGGAGGAGCAGAGACGAGUGAUCGCGACUCAGAUGGUGAAUGUAUUUGCACGUAACGCUGAAACCGCGUUUGGAGUACGUGAUUUGCUCAAAACGGCGUCGUUGUCUAACAUGAUGGGUUUAGUUUUCGGGAAACAGUAUGAACUGGAGUCUAAUAACAACGUUGAGUCGGAAUGCUUGAAGGGUUUGGUUGAAGAGGGGUACGAUCUUCUCGGUACACUUAACUGGACCGACCAUCUUCCUUGGUUAGCCGGUCUAGAUUUCCAACAAGUCCGGUUCAGAUGCUCUCAGCUUGUACCGAAAGUAAACCAGUUAUUGAGCCGAAUCAUUCAUGAACACCGUGCACUUACGUGCAGUUUUCUCGACGUGUUACAACAUUCUCUUCAUGAUUCAGAAAAAUUAUCAGAAUCCGACAUGGUCGCUGUUCUUUGGGAAAUGAUAUUUAGGGGGACGGACACAGUGGCUGUUCUAAUCGAGUGGGUGCUAGCGAGGAUUGUGAUGCAUCCUAAAGUUCAGUCAACGGUCCACGAUGAGCUUGACCGAGUCGUUGGCAGAUCCAAAGCCGUUGAUGAGUCUGACCUCCCAUCUCUCACGUAUCUAACGGCUAUGAUCAAAGAAGUGUUGAGGCUGCAUCCACCAGGCCCACUUCUCUCUUGGGCUCGUCUCUCCAUAACGGACACCACCGUAGACGGAUAUCACGUGCCGGCUGGGACCACCGCGAUGGUCAACAUGUGGGCUAUAGCACGUGAUCCGCACGUGUGGGAGAAUCCUUUGGAGUUUAAGCCUGAGAGGUUCGUGGCUAAAGAGGGUGAAGCUGAGUUCUCUGUUCUCGGGUCGGAUCUGAGGUUGGCACCGUUCGGGUCGGGUAAGAGAGUUUGCCCGGGAAAGAAUUUGGGGCUUGCGACGGUUUCGUUUUGGGUUGCAACGCUCUUGCAUGAGUUUGAGUGGCUUUCUAGUGUCAACGCUAACCCUCCUGAUCUUUCAGAGGUUUUGAGGCUGUCGUGCGAGAUGGCUUGUCCUCUUGUCGUUAACGUACGCUCAAGGCGUAAGAUAGCAUAAGCUUCGGUUUAGUCAAUGCACGAAUGCUUCAAAGUUAUUGGCAAAUUAAAAAAACACGUAUUCUAAUAAAACCUGGAAACUGAUAUGUAUGCAAAGUCCAAAGUGCAAAGUAUAUUCGCCCAUCUUUUAUUGAUUAAGGGAACAUAUUAAUGUAUUUGUAUUAUAUGAAAUAAAUUUAAUAUAUGUUUCAUGCGUACGGUUUGAUGA